UACAGUGUAGUCAGACUUCAAGUACUAAUGUAGGUCGUUUGGUUUGGUCCAGGAUAGUUAGGACCUAAUUUAAACUAACAUAACCGUGGUUCAAACGUCCGCUCACCAAUUGUAUAGUAUGUAUGUGCAAAUUAGCGUUUUUGGCAAAAUAUGAACAUUUUAAUUUUUAACAGAAACUGCUAAUUUACACAAAAAUGGAGGUCAAAUUUGAGUAAAACCCCAAAAAAUAAAAAAACUAUUCUCAUACCAAAGAAACCAACCAACCAACCACCCUACCUAACCAAACCUACAAGGAGGAGACAACUGACUCUUAAGUGAGGAAUAUAACCUCGGAUGGCGUCAACAGUGGUGCGACGUUUCUGCAGACUUGCUCCCAGACUCUUGACAUCAGUUGUUUCUUCAGGCCAACAGCCACCUCGUAACCUUGGUAUAUCCACCAUAAGGAAUAACUCCACGUACAGAGCUGCUGUACUACAGGACUUUGGGCAAGACCUCGUUAUUCAAGAUUUUAAAAGGAAAAAAAUUAAAAGUGGCCAAGUCAGAGUUGCAGUGUAUAGUUGUGGAGUUAAUGCUUCAGAUCUGCUAAUGAUGGAGAAUAAGUAUGACCAGGUUUUCAAGCCCCCAUUUGUCCCUGGCUUUGAAAUUUGUGGUGAGGUAAUGGAGUUGGGAGAAGAUGUCAAGAGUGUGGCAGUCGGCAGUCGUGUCAUUGGAAUUAGCAAGGAAAAUCUGGGCGGCUUUGCAGAGGAAUGUGUUAUAUCAGAGCAGGACCUGUGGAUGGUAGAUCAUGCAGUGGGGUUUGACAGUGGAGCUGCUCUGGUCGACACUUACGCCACCGCCCUGAUUGGAUUACACCGUCGGGCGGGAGUACACGAAGGCAGCACAGUAUUGAUCACGGCCGCUGCGGGAGGUCUGGGUCUGGCUGCUGUUGACUUGGCUUCCAGUGUUUAUAAAGCUAAGGUUAUUGGUGUGUGUGGCACGGAGGACAAAGCAGACCUUGUUAGACAGAAAGGUGCCUGGGCAGCCCUGAAAUACAACAAGAAACACAUUAUAGCAAAGGUAAAUGAAGUGACUGGUGGUAAAGGCGUAGACAUCAUCUUUGAUGCUGUGGGAGGAGAUGUCUUCAAUGAUUGCUUAUCUUGCGUGGCACAUGAGGGAAGUGUGAUAGUGGCUGGCUUUGCUAGUCGAGUCAUCCCUCACAUUGAAACCAGCCAGCUGUUGCCCAAGGCCGUCUCCCUUAUAGGGCUCUCCCUCACACACUACCGAGAUGCUGACAACAAUGUGUACAGACAAGCAGUGGAAGAUAUAAUAGAGAUGCAUGAGAUGGGUCUUAUCAAGCCACAUAUUUCUGCCCUGUUCAAGCUGGAAGAUACAAAAUCAGCUUUUGCCUUCAUGACUGAAAGAAUGUCUACAGGAAAAGUGGUGCUCGAGAUACGUUAAGGAAAAGGCUUUACAAUUUAUAUAAUCAAUGUUGCUCUUAUAGUAUAAUAUACUGUACAGUUUAAUGCUUUGUUAUGACAUCUCUGUUUAAAAUUAUUUUAAUUUGUGUUGAUCAUAAUAAAAUGGUUUUGAUUUAUU
Messenger RNA from Homarus americanus (American lobster), 1575 nucleotides. Its product is annotated as quinone oxidoreductase-like protein 2 homolog. Gene Ontology annotation, cellular component: mitochondrion. The record is from RefSeq and is a predicted model, not a curated record. Lineage: Eukaryota; Metazoa; Arthropoda; Malacostraca; Decapoda; Nephropidae. Gene Ontology annotation, molecular function: oxidoreductase activity. The coding region runs from base 334 to 1437 and encodes 367 amino acids. The transcript has 9 exons.